GGAUGUAUUGAUGAACGAGAAACCAAGGCCAUUUAGAUUUUGCAAUGCUUGGUCUAAGGAUGAAAACUUCCUUGAUUUGGUUAGGGAAGCUUGGAGUGUGGAUGUUUAGGGCUGCCCUAUGUUUGUUGUAGUGCAGAAAUUGAAAUUGGUAAAAUAGAAGAUGAAGCAGCUGCAUAAAAAUAGAUAUGGAAACUUGGAGGGAAGAAUAAAAGAUAUGGCAGCAGAGCUACAAAAUGUUCAAGCUUCCAUGCAGAAUGCUUUAUUUGAUGAGACUCUGGCUGCAAAGGAAAAGGAACUUCAACGUGAAUUAACUAAGCUUGAGAGAGCAAAUUUGUCCGUAAUUGCCCAGCGAGCUAAAGUAACUUGGCUAAAGGAGAUGGACUCUAAUUUUGCUUAUUUUCAUGCUAAAGUAAAGGAGAGGCAGCAUAGAAGUGUUAUUAACUCCAUCCUGAGCAGUGAAGGAGUUAGAGUGACUCAGCCUGAACUUAUAGAACAAGAGUUUUUAAUCUUUUAUCAAAACUUGUUUGGAAAGGCAAAAGAAGGUGUUCAAGCAAUUGAUAUGAAUGUUAUCCGCAGGGGCAGAGUGUUAACCACUAAAGAGUCAGAAGAGUUAUGUAGGCCAUUUACUGCUAAGGAAGUGGAAACUGCCCUAUUUUCAAUUCCUUCUAACAAAUCACCAGAGCCUGAUGGAUUCACUUCAGGGUUCUAUAGAGCAGCCUAGUCAAUAAUUAAAAAUGAUGUCACUGCUGCUGUGUUGGAUUUCUUUGACAGUGGGAAAAUCCUCAAGCAAAUUAAUGCCACCAAUAUCACUAUUGUUCCGAAGGUGAGUUGCCCAAAUGUUGUUAGUGAUUAUAGGCCAAUAGCUUGUUGUAAUGUCAUCUACAAAGUGAUAUCGAAGCUCUUAACCCAGAGGAUUAAUGAAGUGCUGAGCAUGCU
Molecule: messenger RNA, 936 nt
Organism: Rubroshorea leprosula
Lineage: Eukaryota; Viridiplantae; Streptophyta; Magnoliopsida; Malvales; Dipterocarpaceae
Source: the annotation of a GenBank genome assembly